This is a messenger RNA of Pundamilia nyererei, 2377 nucleotides long. It is a transcript of the gene cunh1orf52, whose product is annotated as chromosome unknown C1orf52 homolog. NCBI's taxonomy places the organism in Eukaryota, Metazoa, Chordata, Actinopteri, Cichliformes, Cichlidae. The record is from RefSeq and is a predicted model, not a curated record. The transcript is spliced from 3 exons. The coding region runs from base 166 to 828 and encodes 220 amino acids.
CGACAGGCUUUACGACACCAUCUACUCGCUUUACAACUGUUUUGGAGGCUCAUUCAAAAUGGAGUAGAUCUUGAAGAAGUUAGGGUCAGCGGAUCUAGCUUCAUUUUCGCGUGGGUUUUACAGCAGUAUCUUGUUCCUUAAUAGAGUAUUUGUAGCCUCAGAAAAAUGACAGAAGAAAAGAAGACGGGCUCUUUGGGGUUCUUCUCGAGCUACGACGAUUUGAGCGACAGCAGCAACGACAGCGAUUCGGAUGACCAGGGGGGAAGCCGAAAGAAGAAAGCGGGGACCGAAGCCGAGGGGAGCGCUCGGUCCUCUCUACCGGGAACCAAGCGAGAUGCCGGCGGAGCUCCGUUACCCAAACCCGACGAGCUGUUUCGCUCCGUGUCCAAACCCGCUUUCCUCUAUAACCCGCUGAAUAAGCAAAUAGACUGGGACAGCCUGACGGUCAAAGCCCCGGAGGAGGCUGCCAGAGAAUUUAAGCCGUGGAAGACAAAUGCCGUGCCCCCGCCUGAAAGUUACACUGCAGAGCCAGAGAAGAAGAAAGGACCUCCCCCUGGAAUGGACAUGGCUAUAAAGUGGUCCAAUGUGUACGAGGACAACGGGGAAGACGCACCGCAAGCUUAUACAGGCAAAGCUCGUUUUCUACCUGAAGAAGAGCAACCCUCAGACUCUGAUGAGGAGUCAGAGAAGCCAGGGCUGUCUGCCAAGAAACGGCGAGUGGAGACCUUCCAGCAGAAGGAGAAGAGGAAGAGGGACUUUGGACAAGCCACAUCUGACAAGAACUUUGUUGAAGAAGAGAAAAGGAUCCUCAGGCAAAAGAUUGAGUGAGGACCAAACUUUCUGCACCCAGGAAAUUGUCUGCAAUGUAAAUCUUUUCCAUCAGCAGGGAGCAUUCACUGCAUUAGAGCAUGCAAUCAUAGAGCGUUGUUUUAUCUGUAUGUACAUGUUUUAAUUUGAAGCAGUAGUUUGUUUUUUCAAGACUGUGAGCACAUAAGAAUUUUUUGAUUUGAUUCAGUUUGCAACAUUGUUAGCAGUGCUUAAAUUUAUCAGACCAGCUGCCAUAAGCACAAGAACAUCUGUGAAAAACUUGUUUAAAGCUCAAACUUGUUGUAGUUUUUUAGGUAAAUGACAAACUGAAUUCACACUUUUAUACCCAAGUCUGAGCCGGCACACUGAACUACAAUGACAAGUCGGAAAUGAUCGAUCCCGCUACGAGGCCCAAAUUAUAAACCACUAACACCAUUGUUUCUGUUCAGGAGUGCAGGUAAAUAACUUUGAGGUGGCAUCUUAAUCAAAAAUAAUAAUUUACUGGGUUUUUUCUGCUUUUCAGUAAAACAGUUUGAAAAUUGCUGGAAAAAAUAGUUAUGUAUUUAACACUAAAAAUAUAAUUCAGAAUAAAGAUGGAUUAUCUGUUACAGAAACAUAAAAUGAUUUUGGUAAUUCCAAUAUCUUUCAUUUGGGGGAGCUGUGGUAUAAGCCUUACUCUGGGUAGUGGUCUAAUAAAUCUUUUAAGCACUGUAUAUCAUGUAAUAUCAAAAAACAUCAUUUGAUGGCCCCAUUGCAAAGGCUAAAGGCUAACAGCUGUGAUUUUGGACUUAAUAACAAGCUAAGGGGGUAUUUUAAAGGCACAAUGAUAAAGGAUAUCACAGCUGUACAAAAGUGAUCAUUUCCAAACAAUUAACGUUGUGAGAUUGUUCUUGUUUGACUCUGCUGGACUUCAAUUAUUCACCAGGAUUGUUUUUAGUCAUAGCCAUUAGGCCUGAAGGCCAAAACAUGUUGACUUGUAAGUGUGUUUACUUCCUGUUUUAUAAAUUUAAUUAAGUAUAAUAACAGUGAUGUUUGGCUGUGGUGGGUUACUUGGUCUGUACUUUGUUUUGUGUUGUAUACUCACUGCCCAUUCACCACCAAAAUAUGAUUGUGUGUUGUUCUUUGAAAUCUGAAAUUGCACCAUUCCCCUGUUGUUCCUGCUUAUGGCCACUAGAUGUCGCCUUUAGGCUACACUGAAACUCCAUCAAUGUUUAUGGUGAGGUCAGCUGUGUGACUGCUACUCAAAUUACAAUCAGGAGCUGUGUAUAUAUGUUGUGUCUGUCAAAAAGGGAGUGGCAAUCUUUGAUUUGGAAGUUUGUGUCGUCUCAGUUUUCUUGAGGUGCUUGUUCCAUUCAAACUGUUGAUUCAGUGUCAUGUACCAGGGACUACAACAGGAAAUAACCUCCUAUAUGUUUAUUUAGACUACGUCGAGUAUUGGAACACGUAUUUCUUUGUGGAUCUUUUAUUUCUUCCAGCAAUUCUCUGAAUUCAGUGUUACGGUAUAUUUAUAGCUUUCUGGGCAACAUAAACCAUUGAGGCAAUAAAAUUGUUUAUUGAAAAGAGUCAUUUA